AUGAACGGGCAUGCUCAUCCUUACCUGCGCCCCCCCCACUCUCGCCCUCGAGCCUUCAUUGCAGGCGAUAUAAUUCUGACCCGUAAAUGGACCGGCGUAAUCUCGCGAACGAAAGAACAAGCCAUUCGCAGUACCAUCCUUGUGUGCGCGUCGGUUUCAGAGGAACAACAAGGCAGUCAAUGUGACCGGCCUUUUUCCCUCACUCUGACUUUCGUGGAAUACACAGCUGGUAGCAGAGACCAAGGGGGCGCACGGAGGACUGGAAGUAUGUUGCUGGGUCGGUUGAAUGUUCUCGCAAGCCUCGAUCAGCGCGAUGAUCCAGCGAUCGCAGAGAUUACACAGGUUAAAGAAGGAGGAUGCAAAUUACAGGAGGAUGUUAAAAGCAACAGUUUGUGGCCCACCAACAGUGAGAGCAAGUACGUCGGGAGAAUAUGUUCUGGCUUCAGCAAUGAUGGGGCAAGGAUGCUUAUGACACCUUUGAACGCCAAGUGCACCCCAUUAACGAAGCUUUUGUGGACUUAUACGACCCAGUACCAUCUACUCGUUAAAUCCAUGAACCUUUUCGACCUGAAGAUGAGCUCCUCAGCCCAAGGCCACCUUUGCCUCAAAAGAGACAUUUUCUAAGUGGGGCCAAUUUGCUCUUUUUAAAGACCCCUAAAUUAAGAUAAAAAUGUAACGCCUAAUCUAUGUGACCUAAAAGCCACAAAGCUCAAAAUUGUUUA
Penaeus monodon (black tiger shrimp) is the source of this 722-nucleotide messenger RNA. RefSeq lists its product as uncharacterized. The coding region runs from base 1 to 624 and encodes 207 amino acids. NCBI's taxonomy places the organism in Eukaryota, Metazoa, Arthropoda, Malacostraca, Decapoda, Penaeidae. The record is from RefSeq and is a predicted model, not a curated record. The transcript is spliced from 4 exons.